AUGCUUAGGUGGAUCCAAAAUUUCCUCACGGAAAGAACGGUACAGACUCGUGUUGGUAAGCACUUGUCGAGGAAACUUCCACUUGAGCAGGGGGUGCCGCAGGGAUCGGCACUCAGCUGUACGCUGUUUUUGGUCUUUAUCAACGACUUGCCGGCUCUUUUGAAAUGUCAGAAGCUGUUGUUUGCAGAUGAUAUCGUGUUGUGGGAGUCAGGGAGAGACCGUCAACAACUCAUUGACACUCUCCAGCAGGCAUUAACAACUAUAUCCUGCUACGCCAGAAUGUGGAACCUUGAGGUAAACCACUCGAAGUCGGUUUACUCAUGGUUUACGCUGGGCCGUGAUAUAUUGAAGGAACCUGUCGAGCUUAGAAUGGAUGGCAAGAUUCUGGAAUGGGAUAAAAAGCCCAAGUACCUUGGAGUGAUUCUCGAUCAGAAACUGACUAUGUGCGAUCAUAUACAGCAGGUAAAAGAAACAGCUUCCGAGAAGUUGAAUAUCGUAAAGAAACUAGCUGGAACGAAGUGGGGAGCGAGAGCUGACGUGCUGAGGGGACUGUACAUGGGUGCAGUAAGCUCUCACAUGGACUACAGUCUUCCUGUCCAGGUCUGGGCCUCGCAAACGACCUUAGCAAGCCUAGACUCUGUUCAGAACCAAGCCUUAAGACUAAUCUGUGGAACCUUUAGGACAACGCCAAUUGCCGCUGGCGAGAUUAUGGCAAACAUCCCACCGUUGAAAUUGCGCAGAGAACGAGCCGUCAUACUAGCUCACGAGAGAUAUAUGCGGCUGGAAGAUGGAUGCCCACUCAGAAGUCUGGUCGACAACUGGGAGGGUAGGAGACGCCUCAAAAACCGGCCUUGUUUCAUGCAUGUGGCACGCGGGCUGGUCAGAGAGGCGAAUCUGCCGGUGGAGCGGGCUGCUCUUUCCCCGUCCGGUUCUAUCUUCCCGAUGGAGGCUCUCGGCAUGCCGACGAUACGGAAGAGCCUACUUGACCCAGUGGUGACGAAGCAGAGUCCAACCACACGGCUACUACAAGCAGCCAGAGAGACUAUCGCAUCAUAUCCAGCCGGAGUAACCACCAUCUACACAGACGGUUCUGUGCGGACGCUCGAGGGAACUGUGAAAGCUGGGUACGGAGCGGUAGUUCGACUCUCUGGCAAUCCCGAAAGUGACGAGCUCAGUGGAUCCUGUCAGCAGAAAAGCAGCCUCGAGGCUGAACUCGAAGCAAUGUUCCAAGCACUGGACUGGGUGGCUACGAUGGUACGUAACGGGACUGCGUCAGCGCACGACAUAGUCCUUUUCACGGACUCGGUGGCCGCACUGGAGGCCAUAGAACGGCUGGAUGAAGGUGCUAGAAGGUUUAAUGUUGGUGUGUCCCGCUAG
Messenger RNA from Biomphalaria glabrata, 1377 nucleotides. RefSeq lists its product as uncharacterized. Gene Ontology annotation, molecular function: RNA-DNA hybrid ribonuclease activity; nucleic acid binding. NCBI's taxonomy places the organism in Eukaryota, Metazoa, Mollusca, Gastropoda, Planorbidae. The record is from RefSeq and is a predicted model, not a curated record. The transcript has 2 exons. Bases 1 to 1377 code for a protein of 458 amino acids.